Hordeum vulgare subsp. vulgare (domesticated barley) is the source of this 659-nucleotide messenger RNA. RefSeq lists its product as uncharacterized. Lineage: Eukaryota; Viridiplantae; Streptophyta; Magnoliopsida; Poales; Poaceae. The record is from RefSeq and is a predicted model, not a curated record. Bases 228 to 530 code for a protein of 100 amino acids. The transcript has 2 exons.
UCAAUCCAACCGCAGAUAUUUCCGAUCUUUCCUUCCUUCACUUGCAAACCAAACCAAACCAAACCAAACAAAGCACCCGCUGGCCGGUGGCUGCCUCCUUUCCCGUGGGAUUUAAAAGCGCGUCUCGCCCGCUCGUCCACCCCACACCGUCAACUCCGCCCAGCCUCCGACCCGAGAGACCAGACGCGAGAGCUCCACCGACGACAACCACCCCGGCCCUCCCCAAGAUGCACAGGCAGCUCAACCUCUCGCCGGCGCCGAAGCAGCAGCAGCAGCACGACGACGGCGACGGCGGCGACGCCGUGGAGGCGGUCCCCCUCUGGGUGCCCGAGCAGUCCGCCGAGGCCAAGGCCGACAAGGCGCCCGGCGGCCGCCCGGAGAGGUCCAUCCACCUCAUCCCGCUGCUCACCUUCCUCUGCUUCCUCCUCCUCUUCCUCUGCUCCCACGCCCCUUCCUCCUCCGAUAUGUCGAGCUUCGGCGGCGGCGGCGGGCGGAAGGCUGGCAACCGGAGGCUGAUGCUGCUGCUAUAAGCUUCCCCUAUCAACUAGUAGUAUCACCUUAAAUUUCAAUCCAACAACACGAUGUAAUUUGCACUCAACUAUGCACCUGCGUACACUGUACUUGUGCGACAGCAGUAAUGAAAUCUCGAAUUGUAUGCU